This is a messenger RNA of Lytechinus variegatus (green sea urchin), 1532 nucleotides long. RefSeq names its product carbonyl reductase [NADPH] 1-like. NCBI's taxonomy places the organism in Eukaryota, Metazoa, Echinodermata, Echinoidea, Temnopleuroida, Toxopneustidae. The record is from RefSeq and is a predicted model, not a curated record. Gene Ontology annotation, molecular function: carbonyl reductase (NADPH) activity. Bases 202 to 1095 code for a protein of 297 amino acids. The transcript is spliced from 6 exons.
AAUUGGUAUAAUAAUUGUGACUAACCCGUAUAUAAUUAUGCGGGUAGAUCAACGAAUGGACUUUGGGAAAAUGCAUGUUUUCGUCAAGGUGGUGUUAGGGGACUAUUUUGGCUUUGACGUUGAAAUUCACACACGUGAUCGUCACAGGAGAAGAUUAUUUACUUCUUGCAUGUAGACGGAGCUAUCUGGAGACAAGACGAAAUGGCAUCCAAGUCUGAUGUGAAAGUGGCAGUGGUAACAGGAGCAAACAAAGGCAUUGGUCUGGAAAUAGUAAAAUCCCUAUGCCGCCAUUUUGGACAAGAUGGCGUCGUUUACCUUACUGCGCGUAACGAAGGGCGUGGUCUAGCAGCCGUCGAGGUCCUUCGAAAAGAGGGACUCAAUCCAAGGUUUCAUAUUCUUGACGUCACUGACCAGAGUAGCAUCGAUACACUUCGGGACCACCUCGAGAAAGAACAUGGCGGGAUUGAUAUUCUUAUCAACAAUGCUGGCAUCGGUACAUCGCACAAUCUACCCCUUUACGAAAAAUCACUGCCCGUUGUGAAGACAAACUUCUUUGCCGUUCUAGCAGUCUGCCGGAGUUUAAUGCCCCUAGUUCGGCAAAGUGGAAGGAUCGUUAAUAUUGCAAGUACGACGGGGUAUAUUGCAUUUAGAGAACAGUUGGACGAGGAUUUGAAGAAUCGUUUUCGACAAGUUAAAGACGAAGAAGACCUUGUGGCUCUGAUGAAUGAAUAUCUGCAAUCCUGCAAAGAGGGGACCAUAGAGAAGAACAGAUGGCCGGAUAAGGCAUACGGAAUCGCCAAACUUGGUGUCAUUGUUUGGACCAAGAUACAGGCUAAGAGGUUGUCAGAACAGGAGAUGACGCGAGGCAUACAUGUCAAUGCGUGUUGUCCAGGCUUUGUAUCCACCGAUCUGACUGCUCACUUACCCGCCAAUCACUAUGGAGGAACUAAAAUUACUACCGUAGAGGGCGUCGAUACUCCCGUAUUUCUCGCACUCUUACCGCCUGGUGCAGACGGGCCGAACGGAGAGUUCCUUUUGCGAAGGAAAUCCUAUGAUUUCCUCCACACCGAUGUAACCAUUGACAUAUGUGAAUAAAAUUAUGUGCGAAUGUGCAUCAAGACGUCCGAUACGAUGAAAUAUAAUUUAAUGUAAUGUAAUCAAUAAUGUAAUGUAGUGUAAUGUAAUCAAAGACAGGGUUACACCAAAACCGAAUUCUCUCGAAUAAAUUCGGACCGAUUCUAGCCCGAAAGUAAUGCAAUAUAAUGUAAUGCAAUGUAUAAUGUUGUGUAAUGAAUUGAAGUGUACUGUAAUGCAGCUGUAAAGCAAAACAUGUUAAAGGAAGGUAUUACCUUAUAAAUUUCAAAAUCAAAGUUACUGAUUCAGUUGCCAUUCUAUUAUCAUUCACAGCCCUUUCUGUUAGACCAGCGAGUCACGAUCUUCAGAAGCCAAUCAUGAGCCAAUUAAUUAUUCAUAUCUAUGAGGGUACGACACUGUGUGGGAUACGACUAUCUACCAGUCGCGCCGGAACACUU